AUGACAUACAGUGAACUUUUCCAAGGGCUAGUCAAGUCACAUGUGGUGUCACCAAGAUAUGUGGAUCCGCUGGAACCGUCUUUCCCUAAGUGGUAUAACGAGAAUGAAACAUGUGAAUAUCACGCCAAUACCCAGGGACACACAAUCGAGAAAUGCAUUGCUUUCAAAAGGUUGGUCAAAGAUUUGAUCAAGAGAAAGAUCGUGUCCUUUCAUGACUCAGAGGCACCAUGCAUUGCCGCAAACCCACUCACAAAUAACCAAAAUCAGGGAGUUAAUGCUAUCAAUGAAGGUCGUAGGGUCAAAGAAAACAUUGAAGAAGUAAAGACACCGUUAAAAUGGGUGUAUGAACAGAUGAUCAUGAGAGGAUUAUUGAGUCCAAAGAAAGGAUCAGUGGGGCAGAAAUCAAAAAUUCACUGUGAAUACCAUUGUGAUGAUGGCCAUCAGAUCCAAGAUUGCCAUGAAUUCAAAAAUAUAAUACAGAAGCUGAUGGAUGGGAAGGAAAUGCAAUUCUUUGAAGAAGAACUGACAAAGAAUGAAGGAGACGUUCAUGCUUCCGAGGACAAUUCAGAAAAGAUUGACACAAAGAUGAAAAAGCAGAUUUUUGUUAUAUCUAAGCCAAGCUACGAGGUGAACAAGGGGAAGUCGGUAUCGAAAGUAGUGAUAAAAACACCAGUGCCAUUUGCCUACAAAGACAACAGAAGUGUUCCAUGGAGUUACACAUGUCAAAUUACCACUCCCAAACACAAGGAAUACGAAGUUGAUGAGGUUGGAGGUUUCACUAAAAGUGGCAGAUGUUAUGCUCGCCGAACAGAAAAGGCUAGAGCUGUUGUAAUCAAUGAGAAUGAAGAAAAGAUGAAUGAACCUGUUAAAAUUGAUGAGGCCCAAGAGUUUCUAAAAUUUUUGAAGCAUAGUGAAUAUAACAUUGUGGAACAACUCCAUAAGACUCCUGCACGUAUCUUAAUAUUGUCUCUUCUUCUGCACUCAGAGGUACACCGAAAUACGUUGUUGAAGGUAUUGAAUGAGACCUUCGUAGCCAAGGACAUACCAGUAGAAUGCUUAGAUAGGUUGGUGGGCAACAUCAAUACCGAUAAUUUUAUCUAUUUUAAUGAUGAUGAAAUACCAGAGGAUGGUAAGGGUAGAUGUAAGACACUGCAUAUAAUCGUUCACUGUAAAUGGGUUAUCAUAUCUGGAGUCUUAAUAGACAAUGGAUCAGCAUUGAAUGUCAUGCCCUGGGCAACUUUGAAUCGACUUCCAGUAGAUACCUCACGCAUGAAAGUUUGUGGCAAUAUUGUUCGAGCAUUUGAUGGCACAGAAAGGAGCAUCAUGGGAAAGAUCACAAUCCCUUUGAGGGUAGGUCCUGCAACAUUCGAGGUAGAAUUUGUGGUCAUGGACAUUCACCCAAAUUAUAAUUGCCUACUUGGAAGACCAUGGAUACAUAUGGUUGGAGCGGUUCCCUCUUCACUGCACCAGAAACUCAGAUUUAUCAUGGAAAGGACUUUGAUAACCAUCAAAGCUGAAGAGGAAAUCAUAGCCUCUAUCACCACUGAUAUGCCAUAUGUAGAGGUAAACGAAAAUGCACUCGAGUCGUCCUUCCAAUCCCUGGAGUUCGUCAACGCCACCUUUGUCCCUGAAGGAAAGAAAUUUCCAUCUCCCCAACUCUCAAAGAAUGCUAAGAUGCAGUUGAAGGAAACUUUAGCCCGAGGAGCUAUAGUUGGGAAAGGAUUGGGCAAGGAGCUGCAAGGAAUAACCAAGGGAUUGAGCCCCAUACCUAAGAGAAAUUAUUUUGGGAUAGGAUACAAACCUACUUAUCAAGACAGGGUUAAAGAUGCCCAGAAGCUUAGGGACAGAAAGAAAGCCAGAGCAUAUGGCCAAGAUGCCUUCGGGGAACCUAUCAUCAUACCACUCAUCACUCAGACAUUCACAUCUGGGGGUUUUGUGAUAAAGGCAUUGGAAGUUCCAUGGAUGGAGGAAGGAGUUACUGAAGUUGAAACCCUGAUAGAAGAUCUCAGCAUCAACGCUAUAACAAAUGACGCUAGUGGGGAGUGCUCUCUGGCAUUGAUUCAUCCAUGCCCUCCUGGAUAUGUUCUGAACAAUUAUACUGUUGAGGAGAUCCCUGUAUUUUUCAAACAAAUCUCAGAGUCUCAAGAUAUCAAUUGCACGAAUAAUGACGUUUCGGAAACAAUAGUUGAUUUUGAAAAUGAUAUGUGUCUAGAGGAAUCCAAGGGUUAUAAGGAUGAUGAGGAAUGCGAGUUAAAUCCUGAACUUGUCAGGUUGAUUGAGCAAGAAAGUAAGCAGAUUUUACCCCAUCAAGAAAAGACCGAGACAGUAAAUUUGGGGAUUGAGGAUUAUAAGAAGGAGGUCAAGAUUGGUACUUCAUUCUCAGCAGAAACAAGAUCGGAUCUUAUACAUCUCUUGCAUGAAUUCAAAGAUGUGUUUGCAUGA
Molecule: messenger RNA, 2442 nt
Organism: Hibiscus syriacus
Lineage: Eukaryota; Viridiplantae; Streptophyta; Magnoliopsida; Malvales; Malvaceae
Exons: 2
Coding region: 1-2442 (813 amino acids)
Source: RefSeq, a predicted model, not a curated record